Messenger RNA from Manihot esculenta (cassava), 1038 nucleotides. Its product is annotated as auxin-induced in root cultures protein 12. The record is from RefSeq and is a predicted model, not a curated record. Lineage: Eukaryota; Viridiplantae; Streptophyta; Magnoliopsida; Malpighiales; Euphorbiaceae. The transcript has a single exon. Bases 152 to 901 code for a protein of 249 amino acids.
CACACUAGUAUUACUUCCCUGAGUUGAAUUACAUAUUUGUCCUUUUAGGCUUCAGUUAAUUUUUCUAUAUAUUCCCUUUCCAUGUGUAUGGGGCUCCCCACCGACUAUCCAGAAGCCAGUUUCACCUGCAGAGCUUUCUUCGCCAUUAACAAUGGGUUCCAGUUCCUCUCUUUCUUGUUCUUCCCUGUUAAUUGCCCUGUGGGCUGUGGUUGUGAUUCUGCUAAUCUCACCUGCAAAUUCACUCAACUGCACAUCCCAGAAGUUCACCAACAAGCUCUACGAAAACUGCACAGAUCUUCCCACACUCAAGGCCUCCCUACACUACACCUACAAUGCCUCCAAUUCCUCGCUUUCAAUCGCCUUCAAGGCUCCUCCAGCCAAGUCUGACGGCUGGGUGGGUUGGGGAAUCAACCUCAAUGGAACUGGCAUGGCAGGGGCUCAGGCUCUGGUGGCGAUGAAAAACGGCAGCAUAGUGGUGGUAAAGAAAUAUAGCAUCGCUUCCUACAGUGAUAUCAAGGAGACAUCGAAGUUAGCGGUCGAUGUUUGGAACUUGAGCUCAGAGUCUGACGCCAAUGGGAACUUCGUGAUCUUUGCUUCUGUGAAUAUCCCAGGAAGCUUGGAGAAGGUGAACCAGAUUUGGCAGGUGGGUCCGUCGGUUAAAGAUGGAUUCCCGGCGAAGCACGAGUUCGCCGCAGCAAAUCUGCAGGCAAAAGCAACACUGGAACUGGUGGCUUCAAAGAGCAGCGGCGGAAAUACAACCGAAUCAGGUACUAACUCCACUACCCCAGAUAGCCGGAGCUCUUCUACCAAUGGUACAAGUGCUGCUUACAAGAUUAAGGAUCUGAAUGUGAGAUUUCAAUUUGGAAUUUUUGCACUUCUGGGAAGUCUCAUGGUUUUCUGAAUUGGGUGAUUUUGAUUUUAGGAAAAUUGUUGUAACUUGAUGACUCCUAUGGUAGAGAUUUAAGAUAUUUAAUAUUUAAAAAGUGAAUAAUUGCUCUAUUUCUGUGAAAUUUCAUUCUUUUUUAUCGGUUCUUAUCA